Molecule: messenger RNA, 3265 nt
Organism: Pyrus x bretschneideri (Chinese white pear)
Lineage: Eukaryota; Viridiplantae; Streptophyta; Magnoliopsida; Rosales; Rosaceae
Exons: 3
Coding region: 86-1153 (355 amino acids)
Source: RefSeq, a predicted model, not a curated record
AAUAUAAAUAUUAUCGUAGUUGAUGUUUAGCAUGUCUCUCUAAUAAUUUGAAAUGCGUUCUAACCAAUUUAUAUUAUGACAUUUCAUGUCUGAAGCAUUAAAAAAUCUCUCCUGGUGCAGGUGGGGGAAGUGCACUGUUUGUUCACACGCGCUUCCUCUCACGCUUACUAAUAGAAUCAUCACCUGCUUGAGCUCCCACUCCGACGAGAGGGAGAAAGAAAGCAAGAGAGAGAAAGAUGGUGUAGCGCCGGUUGAUAUGGAAGGCGGAGAAGGGCGGCGCAUGCUAAGAUGCGCUGGGGGUGAGCUGGAUAAGCAUGCAAGCAUGAACCGGAACAUGCUCAGAUUCCGGCCGAUUGCACCGAAACCGGUGGCCAACGGAGCCGGAGAGGUUGGUAACAAAAACUCGGGUUUGAGUGUUUUGACAAAUGCAAGAAGAAAGAGAAAGUACGUCAGGAUUUCCAAGAAUAAAGUAUGUAGGGCGAAGGAUAAGGAUCCUAAGCGCGUGGUGACGACGCUGCAGCUCUUGCCGGAGAAGAACGAUACAGAGAGCUCAUCGGACAGUGGAUCCCGGCGUCCUUUAGAUCCUACGGUGACGGACAGUAAUAACGAUAGAAAUAAUCAAAAUAGUUAUCCUGCUGGAAAAGAAGAUGAGGGCUUACGCCUAGGAAUUCCCAUGUGGUUGAGGAAUUACAUGGGUGGUGGAGGAGGAUCAGAUCCGACGGUGGGGAUGCGGCAGAUGGAGGCGGUGGAGUCUUGGGUGACGGUGGAGUGCGUGACAGGCACAUGCAUGAAUGCGCACGGUACGUUUGGAAGUGUUAGGAGUAGGGACGUGGAGGGGCUGAGGAGUGAUCUGGAGAGGGACACGUGUCCGGGGUUUAUAUCGGACGGUCAGAACAGGGUGCAGUGGCUGAACGAGGCUUUUAAGAAGAUGCUGAGCCAGCAGAAGUGUGCGGCGGAGAUAGCGGUGUUGUUGGUGGUGAAAGAGAAGCUGCCGUAUGCGGAUGCUUUAGCGUUAACGUGCCAAGUAAAGCUGCAGUACACGGUGGGUAAGGAGAGGUGCUCUCGAAUUGUGCCUUGUGAUUUGUGGAGAAUGGACGGUGGAGGAUUUGCAUGGAGGCUCGACGUCAAGGCUGCUCUAACUCUAGGUCGUUGAUUUGAAGCCGUUUAAAAUUUAUAUGGAUUAUCAGUAGAUGGAAUGGAAGGCUGAAGAUCUCAGGUAAAUAAAGAGGAAACUCGACUGCCCUAUUCAUUCCGUCCUGUCUAGUAAUGCCACCUUUAGUCACAGUCAUCUACAUCUAACCCUUUAAAUUAAUUGGAUCCAUCCAUGAAUAACCAUCUGGCUGGUUGUCUUGGAUAUUCUUAGCCAGGAACAUGAUGUUUAUACCAAAAACAAAUUAAAAAACACAUUUAUAUACCAAUAGGAGGAAAAACGAAGCGAUUAACAAAAUAUAUAUGCACAUAUAUAUAUAUAUAUAUCUGAAAAUAUCAUCUCUAAUUAAUCAUGGGAAAUUCAAUUAGUAUAAAUUGAACUUUUGAACCCUAGCUAGAUGUAUGAUUUAUUGUCAAUACUUGAAAAAAUAGUUUAUAUAUAUGCACAUAUAUAAGAGGAAUAACUCCUGUUCCUAGUUUUGCAUUUAACAGAAGUAAUAAGAAACUAGUGUUGCGUAAUAAACCUAAUUGGGAGGAGUACAUAUACUGUUAUACAAAUAAGAGACUGACAUGAAACGGGGCAUAAAAAAUGUGGUAGUCACGUACGCGUAUCUAUGUAAUUUAAAAUUUCCACAUAAGAUUGUGUAAUUAAUCUGAAACAUGCAUCGACAAUCUAAGGAUCUCGUUUCCAGUAAGUUAUUCUUUACAUAAAAGUUGUAUUAGAUGGUGAGUAUACUAUCAUUUUUUUCAUCGGGAUACAAAUUAUUCCUCAUAAAAUUCUAUUCUUUUUUCUCAUUGUUGUUUUUUUUUAACUCUUUUUUCUUUUUCUUUUUUGUUUUGUUUUGUUUUUUUUUUGUUUUGUUUGGGGGGCGGGGGAUUGGCUGGGUGUUAUAAAAAUAGAAUUUCCCCAUUCAAGAUCAAAUCCCCAUUCGUUUGCUGAUGGGAAAUGAAGAACUUACGUUGGUGUCAUUAAACUAACCCCAGUUAUUAUGAUCUUUGAGGGACUUUUUUGGGUGCUUCAGAGUAUCCGAAUUUCAGAUAUUUUAACCGUUAAAUUUUACGAUUAAAAUAUUUGAAAUACUGGGUACUUUGGAACACUCAAUUUUUUUUGUUCUUUUGGUCUGAUAAGUACUUAACUUAUGAAGAAAAAUAUAGUGUUGCAUGUGAUUACUAUAAAAAGAAGGGUAACAACUACCUUGCAAUAUUAUUACUCAUUUGAACUUCCCAUCUUCCGCUUGUUGUUUUAUCUGAUAAUUAAAUCAGUCUUUUCAUUCAUCACUUUAUAUUACAUGCAUGCAUGCCCUGUUCAGGUGAAAUAAUUGGUUCAAAAGAAAAAGGCCGAAAUAUAUGGAGUCGUGGAACCAGCAGGAAGGAAAAACAUAGAUAAUAUAAAUGUUAAAAUAUUUUUACGUAUACUGUAUACUUGAUGUGAUCUCAAUUAUAUAGUUUUAAAAGCGCCAAAGGUUGAGAAAAGGACAUCAUAUCAGCUAAAACUGUAUAAGAUAGAUAGAUAGAGUGGACUACCAACAAUAUAUCUACUUUAGUUACUUAACAUAAUUAGCAGACAUACAUACAUACAUACAUACAUACAUACAUACAUAUAUAUAUAUAUAUAGACAAACUUUGAAAGUAAGGAGAUGGAAGCGAAACUGCUCGAAUGAAGGUUCUAGUGAGGAGGGAAGCGAAGCUGCUCGAUGACAAUGGAUCGAAAGAGAGUAGACGACCGACUCGUGCUUUGAUCUUUUCUGAGGAGGUAGCUAGCAUCUCUGGAUCUCUGAAGAAGAGUUGAACAGUAGUCUUGAAAGUGUACAUACUAGUAAGCUCGAAGCAACAGCGAUGACAUCAUAUAUAUAUAUAUAUAUAUAUAUAUAUCUCUGAUAGAGAAGUGGAGUACGAACUCUUGAUUUAGCAGUAAAGCAGCUGCUGAUGAAAUCCUCAAAGGUUUGAGUACGUACAUGUAGAGAAGAGACUAUACUUAAUAAUGCAGUAAUGCAUGAAGCUAGCAAGCUAUGAAAAAACCCGCUGGUAUGUUUAUAUAUAUUUUUCUUAUGCAGUAAUGCACACCUUCAUAUCAUCAGAGAUUGAUAGCUGUCCAAUAAUAUAUAUAUUGCCUGUC